GUGAGGCUGCUUGGGAUCGACUUCAUCUCGUCUCAGGAGUUCCUGGCGAACGCCUACGUCCUGGCAGUGCUGCUGUUCUUCGCCCUGAUCCUACAGAGGACCUUCCUCCAGGCCUCCUACUACGUGGCCAUCGAGACAGGAAUCAACCUGCGAGGAGCCAUCCAGACUAAGAUCUACAACAAGAUCAUGCGUCUGUGCACCUCCAACAUGUCUAUGGGGGAGCUCACCGUAGCGCAGAUCUGCAACCUGGUCGCCAUAGAUACCAACCAGCUGAUGUGGUUCUUCUUCCUGUGCCCUAACCUGUGGGCCAUGCCUGUGCAGAUCAUUCUGGGGGUGAUUCUGCUCUACUACCUGCUGGGGAUCAGUGCCCUGAUCGGGGCCACAGUCAUCGCAGUCUUGGCCCCGGUCCAGUACUUUGUGGCCACCAGACUGUCCCAGGCCCAGAAGAGCACUCUGGAAUACUCCAGCGAACGUCUGAAAAAGACCAACGAGCUGCUGAGAGGCAUCAAGCUGCUGAAGCUGUACGCCUGGGAGAAUAUCUUCUGUCGCAGUGUGGAGGACACCCGAGACAAGGAGCUCACCAGCCUCAAGAACUUUGCUUUCUACACCUCCAUAUCCAUAUUCAUGAAUGCGGCCAUACCUAUUGCGGCAGUACUGACAACGUUUGUGGUGCAUGUCCACAUCUCAGAGAAGGAGGAGCAGGAUCUGUCCCCGGCCGUGGCCUUCGCCUCCCUGUCCCUGUUCCACAUCCUGGUCACUCCUCUCUUCCUGCUCUCCAGUGUGGUGCGCUCCACUGUCAAGGCCCUGGUCAGUGUUCAGAAGCUGGGUGAGUUCUUCUCCAGCGAUGAGAUCGGAGAGGAGCAGGAACCCAGAGCUGCCAUGCCCUCAGGUCACCCCAAACACAGCAAGUACCAGGCUGUG
Molecule: messenger RNA, 921 nt
Organism: Osmerus eperlanus (European smelt)
Lineage: Eukaryota; Metazoa; Chordata; Actinopteri; Osmeriformes; Osmeridae
Product: ATP-binding cassette sub-family C member 8-like
Exons: 7
Biological process (GO): transmembrane transport
Cellular component (GO): membrane
Molecular function (GO): ABC-type transporter activity; ATP binding
Source: RefSeq, a predicted model, not a curated record